Metarhizium album ARSEF 1941 is the source of this 309-nucleotide messenger RNA. RefSeq names its product DNA-directed RNA polymerase II subunit RPB11. Gene Ontology annotation, biological process: transcription by RNA polymerase II. The record is from RefSeq and is a predicted model, not a curated record. Gene Ontology annotation, molecular function: DNA binding; protein dimerization activity. The transcript is spliced from 2 exons. Lineage: Eukaryota; Fungi; Ascomycota; Sordariomycetes; Hypocreales; Clavicipitaceae. Bases 1 to 309 code for a protein of 102 amino acids. Gene Ontology annotation, cellular component: RNA polymerase II, core complex.
AUGUCCAAUACGUCAGACUUUGUCUUGAACAAGGAGGACCACACCUUGGGUAACCUUCUUUCCGAGCACAUCAAGGCUCAUCCCAAUGUCUACAUGGCUGGCUAUAAGCUUGGCCACCCCAACGUCCCUCAGCUCUUCAUCCGCGUCCAGACGGACGGGACCAAAACUCCUCGCGAGGUGUUCGCCGCCGUCUGCGAAAAGCUCAUCAAUCAGUUGGAGUCGCUGCACCAAGAAUUCACGCGUGAAUGGGAACUUCGUCGCAUCACCAACACUGGAGAGCAGGGCAACAUGCAAGGAGCCGGUUUCUAA